AUGAGACAACUCAAGCAUCACGAACAAAAGCUUCUAAAGAAGGUCGACUUUUUGCAAUGGAAGAAGGAAGACAACAUUCGAGAGAUCAAGAUUAUCCGACGAUACAACUUGCAACAGCGAGAAGACUACCACAAAUACAAUCGACUUGCAGGUAGCAUCAAGCAACUUGCCAAUCGUAUUUCGCUUUUGGACUCUCGCGAUCCUUUCCGUGCCAAGCAAGAAAAGGCACUUCUCGACAAACUUUAUGCUAUGGGCAUCAUCACAUCUACCAGCAAAUUCAGCGACUGCAACAAGGUCACCGUAUCAGCAUUCUGUCGAAGGCGGUUACCGAUUGUCAUGUGUCGACUCAAAAUGGCAGAGACGGUCAAGGAAGCUACCACCUUCAUUGAACAAGGCCAUGUGCGUGUCGGCCCUACUACCAUCAAUGAUCCUGCAUACCUCGUUACUCGUACUAUGGAAGACUUUGUCACUUGGGUGGAUACUUCCAAGAUCAAGCGCAAGAUUAUGAAGUACAAUGACAAGUUGGACGACUUUGAUCUUUUGUAG
Lichtheimia ornata is the source of this 546-nucleotide messenger RNA. RefSeq lists its product as uncharacterized. Lineage: Eukaryota; Fungi; Mucoromycota; Mucoromycetes; Mucorales; Lichtheimiaceae. The transcript has 3 exons. Gene Ontology annotation, cellular component: Mpp10 complex; small ribosomal subunit; small-subunit processome. Bases 1 to 546 code for a protein of 181 amino acids. The record is from RefSeq and is a predicted model, not a curated record. Gene Ontology annotation, molecular function: rRNA binding; structural constituent of ribosome; snoRNA binding. Gene Ontology annotation, biological process: rRNA processing.